Molecule: messenger RNA, 1296 nt
Organism: Frankliniella occidentalis (western flower thrips)
Lineage: Eukaryota; Metazoa; Arthropoda; Insecta; Thysanoptera; Thripidae
Product: fibroblast growth factor 2
Exons: 4
Coding region: 90-941 (283 amino acids)
Biological process (GO): regulation of cell migration; positive regulation of gene expression; positive regulation of cell population proliferation
Cellular component (GO): cytoplasm
Molecular function (GO): growth factor activity; fibroblast growth factor receptor binding
Source: RefSeq, a predicted model, not a curated record
GGCGCCGGGCCGCCAGACGCCCCGGCGGUGGCGGGCGCGGGGGGCGCGCGCAGUGAGAGGCGCGUCGCGCACGCCCACGCACCGCGGCCAUGGACGCCACCGACCGGCGCCACGACGACCAGCACCGCGAGGAGGACGACGAGGCGGACGACGACGACGACGAUGAAGAGGAAGACGAGGAUGACUACGACUUUGACGGCGGCGGCAGCGGCGGAGAUGCGGUGGACGAUGCGCCCAACGGGGUGGCCACCCACGACGACGGAAGCGGGUACGGGCGCCCCGCCGGCCCCGGCAGGGUGAAGCGGUCCUGCUGGCCGCCCCCUCGACUGUCGCAGCCCCAGCAGCCCCGCGGCCCCGUGUGGGCGCCGCUGCUGAGGGUGCAGGUGCAGCCCGGGCCCUCCGGGCCGUCCAGAGUGCAGCCGCCGCCCCCGCAGCGCCCCGCCCCGCCACCGGCGCCACCCCGCCCCCGCCCCCGAGCUGCGGGGCCCCCAGGCCCGGGGCCCCCAGGCCCUGCCGGGCUCGUGGGGCGGCCAGCGGGGCUGAACCCCGUGUACGGCAACCGCAUGAAGCUGUACUGCCGCACAGGCUUCCACCUGAGCAUCGGGCCCAAGGGCAGGGUCACGGGCACCACCAACCCCACCGACAAGUACGCUGUGCUCGAGUUCAGCUCGGUGACGAACGGCGAAGUACGGAUCCGCGGGGUGGAGGCGAACCUUUUCCUGGCCAUGAAUAGACAGGGGAAGUUGUACGGACAGGCGAACGUACGCCAGGAAGGCACUGUCUUUGUGGAGGUGAUGCUAGGCCAGUACAACACAUACCUGUCCCGCAAGUUCGCCCACGUUGGCUGGUACGUCGGCCUCAAGAAGAACGGCAGACAAAAGGCAGGACAGAAAACUGCUUGGGGGCAGAAGGCCAUCCAGUUCCUACCGAUUCGUGUGUGAACAUGGACAAGUACUGUCUUGAAAAUCCCAAAGUUAGAGCAACCAGACUUAACUGAGAACAAGACUGAAAGACAAGCUUAAGCUCCAAAUUUUAGUGAAGUGCUGGGCUGUCUCCAGUCAGGGAAGUUUCAUCAAAUGAUGGACCAACAGCUUGCUUCUUUUUGCAGCUGUGCGAUUCAGGAGAUCGUUCAAGAGAGGCUCUCCUAUACCUCGUCUAUAGCUCCGUCCUUGUCGCACUCAUAGGGCAGGUAUAGGAGAGCCCCUUUUGAACAAUCUCCUGAAUCGCACGGCAGACACAAAACUAUGACACAGAGGUGAGAUGUCAUUUGCUGCAAGCGCAACACCUCAGCAUCAC